AUGGCUUUUCUAAGAUUUUUUACCAAGAAUACCUGGCAAGCCAAAUCUACUCUUAUCCGAUUAUUUGCUGCACAAAAUUCAAUUGAUAAGUGUUUACAUGAUGAAUAUUCAUUUUAUAAUCAUCCAAAUUUUGAUCUUCAGGACAUCGUAUCAACUUGUGUAAAAAUCUCGAAAAAUGAGAAGCCGGUACAAGAUUUAUUAACAAUGCUGAAAUAUUGUGAAAUUAGCACAUUUAAAAGCAUUACAGAUCGCCAAGCAAAUAUUGUGCUCAAAGUAAUUCAGGAUAAUUUCAACCCAAAUCAUAGAUAUAGAAAUUUCCCAUAGAUGGCACUGUUUGCCCUUGAUUUGCCCAGGAGGAAAAUUUUUUGGUUUGACCAAACCAUAUGGUACUGGUCGACCCAAAAAUUCCCCCAGUGGGCAAAUCAAGGGCAAACAGCGCCAUCUAUGGGAAAAUUCUAUAUUUCUUAAAAGGAAUUACUUACAUACAAGAAGGCGUAGGGAUAAACUUUUACAAAUACCUUGAAAUGUCUAAUAUUUAUGCUGAUCUUAUAUUGGCUCAUUUGGUGGAACUACUUAAUUAAUUAUUUAUUGUAAUUAGGCAUAAGGGUCACUGGAAAAUUAAACCAUAUAAUUAGAAGCUGAAAAACUCUCUGCGAGAACUUAUUUUGACGGUGCCAUUUUAUUAUUACCAUAUGGUGGAAUUGCAAAAAAAGCAUAAUAUGAUCACCCAUUUCAAGCUAAAAAGCGCGCUAGUUGGGUAUAUCAUGGUAGUGGGCAACCCCUUAGCGAAGGCCAAACAAAUAUAUGAUGCUACUAGACUUAUACAGAAUCCUGAGAGCAUUAAAAAGUAUAAAAUUGCUUAUGAGCGCAUGGCUGCCAAGAUUGAUCCUCAAGAGUUCUUCUUACUCCCCCCUCCGGGAUUAAUUUUUUUUUUUUAAAAAAUUUUAUAUAUAAAUUUUAUAAAAUUUUUUUUUUUCGAAAUUUAAAAAAAAUCCUAGUUCGCAAAAAUUUGAAAGCAAAUAUUAAUUUAAUUUAUAAAAUUUAUGUUUUAAAAAGCAAUUCGUUUAAAAUUAAACAUAAUCAGCUCUAGAUUUCAUUAUACUAAUUAUCACUUAUAUCUCAAAAUUUUUUUUACAUAAAAAAUUUUUUCUAUUAAAAAAUUUUUGUUCACUCACGGAGGGUGGGUUUUUUUGGCAAAAAAUAGCGAUUUUUCUAAUGGUUUUGUUCACUCACAGGGGGGGGGUUAGGAGAGAAGAAAAAUUCAGAUUUGAUGAAAAAAAGCUUUGCAAUAGCACAAGAGGUGUGCAACGACAUAAAAUUCGAAAUUAACAAAAAAAGGUUUUAA
Blepharisma stoltei is the source of this 1345-nucleotide messenger RNA. The record is from the annotation of a GenBank genome assembly. NCBI's taxonomy places the organism in Eukaryota, Ciliophora, Heterotrichea, Heterotrichida, Blepharismidae.